Molecule: messenger RNA, 865 nt
Organism: Effrenium voratum
Lineage: Eukaryota; Dinophyceae; Suessiales; Symbiodiniaceae
Source: the annotation of a GenBank genome assembly
AUGGCCCGUGCUGCGCGCCAGAGCUACGCGGACUCGUGCGCGGAGGGCGUCUCUGCUUUGUAUUGCUGCAUCCGGCUACGAGGUGUCGGCCCUGGCGUCUUGGACUCGCAGCCGCAAGGGGUGCCCUUCAUCCUGUCGGGCCUUUUUGACUGCGAGCAGAAGGUGUCCGUUGUACAUGGCCACGUCACGCGCAUCAAGGACUAUGCAGAGGUCAUCAAGUCCAAGGAUGAGGUCCUGAUGCAUGCGGGCUUCCGCAGGUUUUCUGCGCGCCCCAUCUACUCGGAGAUUCCCAGGAAGAACUCGAGCAAUAAGAAGUACAAGUUCAUGCGCUUCCUGCACCAAGAGGUGACCGCAUGCGCAUCCUUCUACGCACCAGUUGUGUUCCCACCCUGCCGCCUGCUGAUGUCCGUUCAGCGGGAGGGCGCCGUAGUUCCCGAGCUUGCUGCAGCUGGCAGCGUUGUGAGCGUCGACCCCAAGCAGCUCAUCAUCAAGCGGAUAAUUCUCACAGGCUACCCGGUGAGAACGCAGAAGAACAAGGCUGUGGUGCGCUUCAUGUUCUUCAGCCCUCAAGACAUCCGGUGGUUUAAGCCGGUGGAGCUUUCAACCAAGAAGGGCUUGCGAGGCCACAUCAAAGAGUCCCUCGGCACGCACGGCUACAUGAAAUGCCGCUUCAGCGCGCACAUCAAGCAGGACGAUACGGUCUGCAUGAACCUGUACAAACGCGUCUACCCCAAGUGGCACCCGCCUGCCUGGGGCGGUUCUGCCACGGCGGGACCGGAGGAAGCGUGAGGUGCUUGGUCGCGUCGUCCCCGUCUCACCGAGAUGCCGCCUUGUGAUGCCACAGAACUUUUACCCCGUGCGAAGA